UUCAUGGGCUGCACUGGUCGUGCCCGCUUGGGGAGCAGCACCCAGAGCAGUGCCAGGCACACCCAGGGCGCUCCAUAAGCGGCCGGCGGAGACAGGCGCUCACCACAAGGCCGCUGUGUUCUGCGCCGUUUCCCCACUAGGGGGCACUCGUCGAGAGCCCUAGGCAACAGCUUCCGCUUUUGCGCACGCGCACUCCUUGCCGUGGCUUAAGUACGUGAGCAAAGCCGUACGGGGCGCGGUUGCCGCCACUACGCACGCGCAUUCAGCGACAGACCAUCCCCCUCACCCCCAAUACCUGGCCGCCCUUCGCUUUGCGCAGGCGCCUUUAAGGUAGCAUUGCAAAGAGGUAGGGGCGCUUUUCCCGCCCGGCCUGGGGGAGUGACGCCAGACGCAGCUUGAUGACGACAUUUCGGCGCCGGGUGUCCGAAUGGCGGUUUCCAUCCCUGAGGCAGGCAGCGCUGUGGGUCCCUCGGUGGUUUGCUAAGGUGGCCAUUCUUGAUGCUCCACUGGAGGCUGCUAUGGCGUUCCCUCAUCUGCAGCAACCCAGCUUCCUAUUGGCCAGCCUGAAAGCUGACUGUAUAAAUAAGCCCUUUGCACAGCGGUGCCAAGACUUGGUUAAAGUCAUUGAGGAUUUCCCAGCAAAGGAGCUGCAUGCCGUCUUCCCGUGGCUGGUGGAGAGCAUUUUCGGCAGUCUGGAUGGCAUUCUCGUUGGCUGGAACCUCCGCUGCCUACAAGGACGGUUGAACCCUGUGGAGUAUAGCAUCGCCAUGGAAUUUCUAGAUCCUGGUGGCCCAAUGAUGAAGUUGGUUUAUAAACUUCAAGCUGAAGACUAUAAGUUUGACUUUCCCGUCUCCUACCUGCCUGGCCCUGUAAAAGCAUCCAUCCAGGAAUGCGUCCUCCCUGACAGCCCUCUGUACCACAACAAGGUCCAGUUUCCCCCAGCCGGAGGUCUUGGCCUGAACCUGGCCCUCAAUCCGUUCGAGUAUUAUACGUUCUUCUUUGCCCUGAGCCUUAUCACUCAGAAGCCACUCCCUGUGUCCCUCCACGUCCGUACAUCAGACUGUGCCUACUUCAUCCUGGUGGACAGGUACCUGUCGUGGUUCCUGCCCACUGAAGGCAGCGUGCCCCCCCCACUUUCCUCCAGCCCAGGGGGGGCUAGCGCCUCACCAGCUCCCAGGACCCCAGCCAUGUCCUUUGCUUCCUAUGGCCUCCACCACACCGGCCUCCUGAAGCGACACAUCUCCCAUCAGACAUCUGUGAAUGCAGACCCUGCCUCCCAUGAGAUCUGGAGGUCAGAAACUCUGCUCCAGGUUUUUGUUGAAAUGUGGCUUCAUCAUUAUUCUUUGGAGUUGUACCAAAAAAUGCAGUCCCCUCAUGCCAAGCUGGAGGUUCUGCACUACCGGCUCAGUGUCUCCAGCGCCCUCCACAGCCCUGCGCAGCCCAGCCUCCAGGCCCUCCACGCCUACCAAGAGUCAUUCACGCCCACCGAGGAGCACGUGCUGGUGGUGCGCCUGCUGCUGAAGCAUCUACAUGCCUUUGCCAACAGCCUGAAGCCAGAGCAGGCCUCUCCCUCCGCCCACUCUCACGCCACCAGCCCCCUGGAGGAGUUCAAACGGGCUGCUGUCCCGAGGUUUGUCCAGCAGAAGCUCUACCUCUUCCUGCAGCACUGCUUCGGCCACUGGCCCCUGGAUGCGUCGUUCAGAGCCGUCUUAGAGAUGUGGCUGAGCUACCUGCAGCCGUGGAGGUAUGCACCUGAGAAGCAGUCACAGAGCAGUGACUCCCAGCCCCGGUGUGUGUUGGAGAAAUGGGCACCCUUUGUUCAGGAGAACCUGUUGAUGUACACCAAGCUGUUUGUGGCCUUCCUGAACCGUGCACUCCGCACAGAUCUGGUCAGCCCCAAGAACGCUCUCAUGGUGUUCCGAGUAGCCAAAGUAUUUGCCCAGCCCAACUUGGCUGAAAUGAUCCAGAAAGGUGAGCAGCUGUUCCUGGAGCCAGAGCUCGGCAUCCCGCACCGCCAGCACCGACUCUUCACGGCUCCCACACUCACUGGCAACUUCCUGUCGCCCUGGCCGCCGGUGGUCACGGAUGCCUCCUUCAAAGUGAAGAGCCACGUCUACAGCCUGGAGGGCCAGGACUGCAAGUACACUCCGAUGUUUGGGCCUGAGGUCCGCACCCUGGUCCUUCGCCUCGCUCAGCUCAUCACACAGGCCAAGCAGACUGCCAAAUCCAUCUCUGACCAGUGUGUGGAGAGCCCAGCUGGCUCUUCUUUCCUGUCAUGGCUGGGCUUCAGCCCCAUUGACACCAACUGCCCCUACCCAGCCAAUGACCUGGACGAGAUGGGGCAGGACAGCAUCCGGAAGACAGAUGAGUACCUGGAGAAGGCCCUGGAGUACCUGCGCCAGAUAUUUCGGCUCAGCGAAGCCCAGCUCACGCAGCUCUCACUCGCCUUGGGGACCACUCAGGAUGAGAAUGGAAAGAAGCAGCUCCCAGACUGCAUCGUGGGUGAGGAUGGACUCAUCCUCACACCCCUGGGCCGGUACCAGAUCAUCAACGGGCUGCGAAGAUUUGACAUCGAGUACCAAGGGGAUUCAGAGCUGCAGCCCAUCCGGAGCUAUGAGAUCACCUGGUUGGUCCGUGCUCUCUUCCAGCUGUCGUCUGCCAUCAACCGCAGAUUUGCAGGUCAGAUGGUAGCUCUGUGCUCCCGCAAUGACUUCCUUGGCAGCUUUUGUCGCUACCACCUCACAGAGCCAGUGCUGGCCAACAGGCACCUGUUGAGUCCCGUGGGGCGGAGGCAUGCAGCUAGCCAGGCCCGGGGCCCCAGGCUCAGCCUGCGCUUCCUGGGCAGCUACCGGACGCUGCUCUCACUCCUGCUGGCCUUCUUUGUGGCCUAUCUGUUCCGGGUAGGGCCCCUGCUCUGCACCCUGCUCCUUGUCCUGGGCUACAUCCUCUACGCCAUGGCCAUGACGGUGCUGACGGAGCGGAGCAAGCUGCAUCAGCUCUGAUGGGUUGGCCGCUAUCUGCACAGCAGACUGGGGGGUUUGCCUGGGAGGCCACUUCCAAGCUAGACCGUAGUCAUCUUUGGGCUGCUAGUGGGUGUUUUCCUGCAACAGGGGAGUCGUUCAGAAGAAACUGAACCGACAAGGGAGAGCAGUUGAGGUGUGACGAGGAAGGGGGUGGCAGUAGAGGGCACAUGUACCAUGCUGUGUGACAGCCCGGCUGCCAGCCCCUCACUCGCAGCCCGAGGCCUUUUGUUCAGUAACCAUUUUAGUAUUUUCCUGUGUAAAGUUUAGGAGCCAGUGUGCUGGCUUCAGCCUGUCCUCCCUGGCCCUAGAGGGCAGCCCCCUCCACUCUGGCUGUUCCUAAGGAGCUACCUGACGCCGCUCUCACUCCUGCUGGCCUUCUUUGUGGCCUGUUCUGGGUAGGACCCCUGCUCCGCACCCUGCUCCUUGUCCUGGGCUACAUCCUCUAUGCCAGAGUGGGUUGUGACACUUCCUCUCCCCAUGUGGUACUGGGAUGGUGGCUCAGCCUCCUGUCCAGGGAAGAACUGAAGUUUCUAAAAGAAAAUCUUAAAAAAAAAACUACAGGCUGGCACUCCUUUGAUUCCUAAUACAAAGCUACAUUUCACGACCACGUUUGGCAAAGUAAGGGUCUAUCUUCGUGUUCUCCCAGCCACUCCAGGACUGGGCCAUAGAGUUCCACCUUGGAGGAGCCGAGGAUCCUCUCAGAACACAAGUGCUUCACCCUGGCCCCCAAGCCAUGAGCAGGUAACCCAGUGCCCAGCGUUACUGCCUGCCAUACCUCGUUACAAACAGAAACUGGUCCUUGGGCAUGGGGAACAUCGAGGUCAAGGUUGAUUGGUUGGAUCUUACCAUUUUCUGUUCUACAGCCACCACAGAUGGUCAGAGCGUUAUGUGUAUCUUCAGGAAAAUCAAGUGCUCAAAGACAGUGACCUUUUGGUAACACUUAAGUGUUCAAAAUGUACAGCAGUUAUGUGUUCACUGUCUUAAAUCCCCACAGGGUCUCACAUACCUACAGAUGCAUCCUGCAGGUGACAGCAGGGAGAAUAGCAUCUCAGUGGGAUUUCUGAACCAAGCCUUUGUUUUUGUUGUUUUUCUAUCAUUUUUCAAAUUAUAAAUGUUGGACUUUGUAUUUCAUCGUAAACUCAGAGUAAUGGCAUUUGGGGGCCUGUGACCAAAAAUCAAACCAAACUUGUAACUGGCCAUGGAUCUGAAUAAACCUGUUGCUCUUCCUGAGUCUUCCAGCGCCUUUGCUGGAUCUCCAGUCA
Molecule: messenger RNA, 4285 nt
Organism: Microcebus murinus (gray mouse lemur)
Lineage: Eukaryota; Metazoa; Chordata; Mammalia; Primates; Cheirogaleidae
Gene: SMPD4
Product: sphingomyelin phosphodiesterase 4
Biological process (GO): ceramide biosynthetic process; glycerophospholipid catabolic process; sphingomyelin catabolic process
Molecular function (GO): sphingomyelin phosphodiesterase D activity
Source: RefSeq, a predicted model, not a curated record